UUAUGGAAUUGAUACUAGAUUUACAAUAAGAAUCUAUAUAAAUAUUAAAGGUAAAAUAAUCAAUAAAGUUCUACAAGCAAAAUUUAAAUAUCAAAGUCAUUGCUGAACUAGUUGUUACUAUAAAAAUAUACAGCAGCAAUUAAGUUAAAUUCGUUAUUAUUGAGUAUAUAGAAUUGUUUUGCCGGUAGUAGAUAUGGCUCCGUCUACAGAUUGGGAUGAAAUAAAGAGAUUGGCUGCCGAUUUUCAAAAAGCACAAUUAAGUUCCACAUCUCAAAGAUUGUCUGAGAGAAAUUGUAUCGAAAUUGUCACAAAACUAAUUGAAUUGAAACUACUGGAUGUUAUUUUUACUACAGAUGGCAAAGAAUAUCUGACUUCCCAACAGCUUAUAAAAGAAAUCAGAGAUGAACUAUAUGUGCAUGGAGGACGCAUUAACACUGUGGACUUAGCUAAAGAACUGAAUGUUGAUUUGAAUCAAAUCAACACUGGUGUUGCUGAAAUAGUUAAAGGGAAAGAAGUGCAAUUGGUAUCUGGCUAUUUGAUAGCUAGUUACUAUUUAGAAAAAAUUGCUAGGGAAAUAAAUGAAAAGUUGCAGUUACAAGGACAAAUAACUGUAGGGGAGUUAACUCUACAAUAUGAUUUACCAGCAGAGUUAUUACAACAUAGUGUUUUAGAGAAAUAUUUGGGAAAAAUUAUUAUAGGCAAACAAGAUGCUUCAGAACCUAGAACUUUUUACACAGAAGAAUACAUUACAAGAACAAAGGCAAAGAUACGAGGUGCCAUAACAGGCCUUUUAAAGCCAACACCUGUCACUGUCAUUAUCAACCAUUGCAACCUCACUGACCGAUUAUUCAUGUCUUUAUUUGAUCAAUUAAAUGCACCCGGUGUGUUAACUGGUCGUCAAGCAGGUGCAUUAUAUGUGCCAUCAUGCUACACUAAAUCCCAAAAUGACUGGGUAGUAAGCUUUUUCAAGCAAAACAAUUAUCUUGAAUAUGAUGCACUCUCCAGAUUAGGAAUAUCAGAUCCUAAAGGUUAUGUUAGAAGACUCCUUACAAAUGAAGAUUUAAGUUUCCUCAGUACAUGUGUUAUUGGAUCCCAAAUAAAGCAGCAUUUGGAGACAGCUUUAGAAGAAUGUAUCUCUUCCAAAAGCUAUUUGGAUGUUGUUACAUUGCUUCCAUCUGUUUUAUCUAGUACAGAUAUUGAAAAUAUAUUAGAAUCUCUUUUGAAAAACAAUUCUAAAUCAACAAUUUUAUUUGAUAAUACAGUGUUCAGCAAUAAUUAUAUUGACCAUUUGAAGCAAAACUGCAUGCCUAUGACGCAGAAAAAAGCUGAAAACAUAGUUAAAUCAGGACAGUAUCAACAGUUUUAUAUGGAAAGACAGUUAAAUAGAUCAUCUGAAAUGACACAACAAAGCCACAUAGACCACAAAGCUGAAAGACGUGAGGAGCGCAGAAGAAAAGCUGCAUCUGGAAAGGGAGGAGGUGGUACUCAAGGUAGAGAAACAAAAACUAAGGCAGUUAAGAAGCAUCAAAGAUCAAAACAAGUCAAUAAUGAUUCAGAUUCUGAAGAAUCAAGUAAUAUAGUGAAGAAAAGUCAAACAGACUUGGAAAUUGUUACAAUUGAUGAUGUAGAAAGUAUAAUCAAAGAAACUUUGGAAAAUGAAGGUAUUGAUGAUCUAUUGGCUCAAGUUACAGAAUAUCUACAAAGGAGCCUUAACCAGACUGCGUUAAAAAUAGCAAAAGAGACAGCAGAGAAGCUUCUCCAAGAUGCAAGUCAGAACAGAAAGCAGACUCAUACAUCAACUCAAGAUAAAAUCAAUAUUUUAGUGAAUGAUAUAAAGUUGUAUGAAAAAGGUUUGAAAUUAUUGCCAUCUGAGCAUCAACCAAACUUUGUAAAAUAUCUCCUGAAGAGUUUAGGUGGUGAUGUACUUGCUGAAUUUUGCAAAUAUGCUGCAAACCAAUGCAGCCUUUCGCUGCAAGUUGAUACAUUAACUGUAGAUCAGAGAAAUAAAAUCAUCAAUGAUUUGUCUGAUGAAUACAAAAAGCCACUGUCUUUGUUGAACACAACAUUGAGUGAACAAAAUAUUGAAUCAUUCUAUGUAGCUGUUGAUGAUUGUCUGCUAGCAUGUGGGAUGAUUUUAAAGAAAAUAGAUAAAAAGAAAGACAAACUUUUGAUUCAAAAUCACAGAGAAAAACUGAUUUCGGAAUUGGAGAAUUGUGAUGAUCCAGCAUUGAGCCUUCAUAUUGCUGUCUUAGCAAUAUUCACCAUAGUCACACAAAACAUGUUGCAUGCAUCUGGUAGACAAGUACCUGUAAUUACAUCAUAUUUGAAGUCUCAUGUUAAGGAAGAGCAUUUUCUGCAACUUCAAACGUGUCAAGACUUGGUUACAAAAUAUCUAACUGCGCCUGAAGAACAAAAAGACGAUUUGGAGAAUAAACUGAGAGAAACUCUGCCAACUUUAAAAGAUACCGUACAAGAUAUUAAAAAACAAAAAUAGGGCUGGUGAUGAGUAUAAUAAACUAAAUUUAUAUCUAAUAUUUUAUAUAGGCUUUGAAGUUAUUUUGGAAACAAGAGUCCUGGGAAUUACUAACCAAACAUACAACCUAUAUGUUAUACAAGUAUUUUUUUAUAUAUUAAAACUUAAUAUAUUUUAUUUCGAGCAAAAUGUUUUAAAGGCUAUUUUUUUUAUCUU
Messenger RNA from Diatraea saccharalis (sugarcane borer), 2689 nucleotides. The record is from the annotation of a GenBank genome assembly. NCBI's taxonomy places the organism in Eukaryota, Metazoa, Arthropoda, Insecta, Lepidoptera, Crambidae.